Messenger RNA from Colletotrichum phormii, 1585 nucleotides. RefSeq names its product carboxypeptidase A. The transcript has a single exon. The record is from RefSeq and is a predicted model, not a curated record. NCBI's taxonomy places the organism in Eukaryota, Fungi, Ascomycota, Sordariomycetes, Glomerellales, Glomerellaceae. Gene Ontology annotation, biological process: proteolysis. The coding region runs from base 96 to 1460 and encodes 454 amino acids. Gene Ontology annotation, molecular function: metallocarboxypeptidase activity; zinc ion binding.
CGCUCUCCCUAUAGGACUAGGUACGCGAUGAGAAUUCAUGAAAUUUACUCUCCUCGACCUCAGUCACAGAACUGUUGCAAGGGACUAUCUUCAAGAUGGGAAACUACAAGGGUCCGGUGACCUCUUUUAAGAAGAUCUCCAAGCUCGUCAUCACGGCCCUUCUUUCUCAUGGAAACACCAUCCAAGACUACCGUCUCAUGAAUACGGCCAAUGUCAACCGCAUUGACCGCUUCCACAAUGGCGCCAAGUAUCCCAUAGGCAUCGGCUCCAACCUGAGCAGCUCUGCUGAUGACUACCAGACUGUCUUCAGCGGCUGGGAGGUGAACAGCGCCUUGAAGGGUCUCGCAAAUGAGUACGGCGUCCAGCUCACUCCAGCCCCCUUCGAAACCUAUUGGAACCAAAAGUCCACCGUCGCCGUCCUCCCCGUCCCUGACGGUGUCAGCCGCGUUGAGCGCAAGAACUAUCGCGUUUACCUCACCGCCGGCGUUCAGGCCCGCGAGCGCGGCGGCCCAGAUAGCCUCCUCUACUUCAUCUCUGACCUCCUCUGGGCCGACAAGCACCAAGCACUGCUCGUUUAUAACACAACCACCGUCUUUACCACAGCCCAAGUUCGCUUAGUACUUUCCCUCGGAAUCAUUGUUUUCCCCCUCGUCAACCCGGACGGUAAACUCUGGGACGAGCGCUGGAACAACUGUUGGGGCGAUAACAUCAACCCGGCCUCAAGCCCCUCGAAGAAGAGCAUCGACGGCCUCGGUGUGAAUAUUGAUCGCAACUUCAACUUCACCUGGGACUACCGCAAGAUCUACAGCCAACAGGCCCUCGACGUAGCAUCUGACAAGCCCGGGCACGAGCUCUUCCACGGCACCGCACCCUUCUCCGAAGUCGAAUCGCGGAACAUGGCCUGGGUCAUUCAUCAGUACCCGUCCAUCAAGUGGUAUCUCGACACUCGCACAAAGAACCGCAUCGUGAGCCACGCGUGGUCGGAUACCCCGAUCCAGACCACCAACCCCGAGAUGAACUUCCGCAACCAGAGCUACGAUGGGAAGCGCGGUGACAUGGCCACGAAGUAUGGCGAGUACAUGAUACCUAAAGACCACGAUAUUUACAAGGAUAUCUCGAACAACAUGGCCGAGCAGAUGGCACAUGUUUCCGGCGAGCCUUUCUACAGUAUCGACAAGCUCCGUAAGAAAGGACGGAUGUUCCAAGGCUCUUCUGGGACUGCUGUCGACUGGGCAUAUAGCAGACACGUUGUGAACGAUGCGGCAACCAAGAUUAUGAGCUUCAAGGUCAAGUUUGGAGCGACGGAGCAGGAGGCGGCUGAGAUUGGGCAGAAGGGCGGGUGCCAGUACUACCCGUCGCGCAAGAUCUACAAAAGGGGAAUCACGGAGAGUGCUGUGGGAUACAUGACCUUCCUCCUCAACGUCGCCAAAUAUGAAAAGAUGAAGGACCCGUGGCCUUAGAGGCUGAACAAUACAAUCCGGGCAAUGUGGAACACGGGUAUCAAAUAUCCAUCACCCUCACUACAUUCCGUGGCUCCUGGGUGAUCACUUUGUCUAUCCUAUUACCUCUAUGUAGUUCUUCAUGU